GGCAUCAUCUUCAUAUUGAGUUUCUUUUAUUCUCCAAACAUUAAUUUUCAUUUAAUUAAUAUCAUCAAUUGGCAUGGCGAGUACAAAAGCCAACAAUUGUUCUGGAAAGACAAAGACGUUCACAGUGUUGAGCAUUGACGGCGGCGGGAUUAGGGGCAUAAUUCCAGGCACUCUUCUUGCCUUUCUUGAAUCCAAACUUCAGGAACUCGAUGGACCAAAUGUGAGAAUAGCAGACUAUUUUGACAUAAUUGCUGGAACGAGCACCGGAGGGUUGGUCACCGCCAUGCUUACAGCUCCCAACCCUAAGGAUAACGGCCGACCCUUGUUCGCUGCAAAAGACAUCAACGACUUUUACUUGCAACACACGCCUAAGAUUUUCCCUCAAAAUAGAGACUUUAUGACAGCCAUAACAAGUUGGCUUGACGCGUUCUCGGGGCCUAAGUACGACGGAAAGUAUCUGCAUUCGCUGCUAAACAGCCUGCUAGGAGACCUCACUCUCAAACAGACCCUAACAAAUGUUGUCAUCCCUGCUUUUGAUAUCAAGCUCCUCCAACCUGUGAUUUUCUACACCCAUGAUGCAAAAGAAAAUGCUUUGAGAAAUGCUCGACUAGCAGAUAUCUGUAUUAGUACCUCUGCGGCUCCCACUUAUCUCCCCCCACACAAAUUUACGACUCGCGAUGGCAAUGGGAAGACUCGCGAUUUUGAUCUCAUUGAUGGUGCCGUCGCUGCAAACAAUCCCACAAUGCUGGCGAUAAACCCUUUAAUCAGAGAAAUCGCGAAAGAAAAUUCAGAGUCAGGAGUCAUAGAACAAGAGGGGAAAAGGAUAUUAGUGCUAUCACUAGGAACAGGUGCACCAAAGCUUGAAGAGAAGUACAAUGCAGCCAAGGCCUCCGAAUGGGGUUUGCUUAAUUGGGUGUUCAACAAUGGCAGCACUCCAAUCGUCGACAUCUUCAGCGACGCGAGUGCUGAUGUCGUUGAUCUUCUUGUGUCCAAUAUCUUCCAGGCCCGUAAUCACCAGAAAAACUACCUCCGUAUUCAGGAUGACAAUUUGGUUGGCAAUGAGUCAUCGGUGGAUAUAGCGACAAAGGAGAAUCUGCAAAGACUAGUAGAGAUUGGGAAAAAGCUGUUAGAAAAGCCAGUUUCGAGGGUGAAUCUGGAAACCGGCAGAUGCGAGGCUAUUGUCGGAGAAGGGACCAAUGCCGAAGCUCUUACCAAAUUCGCUGAACUUCUUUCCGAGGAAAGGAAGCUCCGAUCCACUAAAUGAAAAAUGAAAAUCUCUCCAUUCUUUUUUAUUUUAUUCGUGCUUAUUUGUAUACUUGGAAAAAAAAAAAAAGGAAGUUAAUUCUUUUAAGCUAGCUUUAUC
This is a messenger RNA of Morus notabilis, 1363 nucleotides long. RefSeq names its product patatin-like protein 2. NCBI's taxonomy places the organism in Eukaryota, Viridiplantae, Streptophyta, Magnoliopsida, Rosales, Moraceae. Gene Ontology annotation, molecular function: glycerophospholipase activity; monoacylglycerol lipase activity. The coding region runs from base 74 to 1264 and encodes 396 amino acids. The transcript has 6 exons. The record is from RefSeq and is a predicted model, not a curated record. Gene Ontology annotation, biological process: lipid metabolic process.